AUCGGCAUGCGCAAACAUGGCAGACUCUGCUCUCCCGCCAGAUAAAAGCCAGCGGAAAAGAAAAGGAAAGCCUGCCUAGUGAAUGCAACUGCAAAAUAGAGUAAGAAAGCAGUUCCUGAAUGCUCACUGAUGAGCCAGACUGAGUAAAGUCCAGCCAGAGGCAGAUCAUUAACCUGCUUAAUCUGUUCCUGCUCCGCUCUUCUCGAUAAAGACUGUUGGACAUCAUGUGAGAAAGGACUAGGUAACAUGGAUCCUGCAGAGCCCACACUCGCAUCCAACCUCCACAGACCGAGGAAGCACUCCAACACAGCAGCUGAGCCUGAGCUGCCCCUUGCAGAUGGCUGUGUACAGGAGCUGGCUUCUGAGGGCAUCAAGGACACCGAGCAGCUCUCUGGAAUCAAGACUCAGACACCGGGCUUUGAAAUGAUCUACAGAAUCGAGGACGUUCCACCCUGGUAUUUGUGUAUUUUGCUUGGACUACAGCACUACUUGACAUGUUUCAGCGGCACCAUCGCUGUACCUUUCCUACUGGCCGACGCCAUGUGUGUGGGCCAGGAUCAGCACACCAUAAGCCAGCUAGUUGGGACGAUUUUCACCUGUGUGGGCAUUACCACUCUUAUACAAACCACUUUUGGUGUCAGGUUGCCCCUGUUUCAGGCCAGCGCGUUUGCUUUCCUCAUCCCUGCCCAGGCCAUUCUCAGACUGGACAGGUGGAAGUGUCCUCCUGAAGAGGAGAUUUAUGGAAACUGGACCCUACCCCUCAAUACCACACAUAUCUGGCAGCCCCGGAUUAGAGAGAUCCAGGGGGCCAUUAUUGUGUCUAGUGUGGUGGAAGUGGUAAUUGGGCUGGUGGGAAUUCCUGGACUCCUGCUUAAUGCCAUCGGGCCUCUGACCGUCACCCCCACCGUGUGUCUGAUCGGCCUGUCUGUGUUCCAGACCGCUGGAGACCGUGCAGGCAGCCACUGGGGCCUCUCUCUGCUAUGCAUCUUCUUCAUUGUGCUUUUUGCCCAGUAUCUCAGGAAUUGGGCCGUCCCCUUUCCCUUUUAUUCGAGACAAAAAGGCUGUCACACCUCCCAUUUCCAGAUCUUCAAGAUGUUUCCGAUCAUCCUGGCUGUCAUGCUGGUGUGGUUUGUGUGUUAUAUCCUCACGUUGACAGAAGUGUUGCCCAAUGACCCAGAGAAGUAUGGCUACAAGGCUCGAACUGAUGCCAGGGGGGAGAUCAUGUCCCAAACGCCAUGGUUUCGCAUCCCCUAUCCCUGUCAAUGGGGCUUACCUACAGUGACAGUAGCUGGAGUGCUGGGAAUGUUCAGUGCCACUAUAGCUGGCAUGGUGGAAUCUGUUGGAGACUACUAUGCAUGUGCCCGUCUUGCUGGAGCUCCUCCACCUCCUGUUCACGCAAUCAACAGAGGGCUCUUUACAGAGGGUGUGUGCUGCAUCAUAACAGGCUUAAUGGGAACAGGAAAUGGCUCCACUUCCUCCAGUCCUAAUAUUGGAGUGCUUGGCAUUACCAAGGUGGGCAGUAGGAGAGUGGUGCAGUACGGGGCAAUCAUAAUGUUGCUGUUGGGGACCAUUGGGAAGUUCACGGCCUUGUUUGCUUCGCUGCCAGAUCCAGUACUUGGAGGCUUGUUCUGCACCUUGUUUGGUAUGAUCACGGCUGUGGGCUUGUCAAACCUGCAGUAUGUGGAUCUGAACUCCUCACGAAACCUUUUUGUCCUGGGGUUCUCCAUGUUCUCUGGCCUUACGCUCCCCAAUUACCUGGACACUCACCCAGGCAGCAUCAAGACAGGUGUCCCAGAGAUGGAUCAAAUCCUUACAGUUCUGCUGACCACGGAGAUGUUUGUUGGAGGAUUCUUAGCAUUUCUGCUGGACAACACCAUUCCAGGCACAAAAAAAGAGCGCGGUCUCACCGACUGGAAGGCUGAGGACUCCAGAAAAUUUGGUAGUGUCACUUCAGACACAUAUAAUUUCCCAGUUGGCAUGGGGAUGGUAAGACGGCUUGAUUGUCUUCGCUACUUGCCCAUCUGUCCCACUUUUCAGGGCUUUAAGUUGCAUCGGCGCAAAAAAAGCUUGCGUGAGGAACAGAACAAUAAGAAUGAUGAAAUUGCAGUGAACACUCCAGAGAUCACAAACUGCACCAGAGUGUAGUGUAGACUUGUAUUCCCUGUGUCAUUGUAUCAUACUUUUUUAUACAUUUCUAGAUUUUCAUAUCUGAAAAAUAAAAACUUUUUUCUUUGGUAA
Neoarius graeffei (lesser salmon catfish) is the source of this 2238-nucleotide messenger RNA. RefSeq names its product solute carrier family 23 member 1 (gene slc23a1). Gene Ontology annotation, biological process: transmembrane transport. Bases 247 to 2145 code for a protein of 632 amino acids. Gene Ontology annotation, molecular function: transmembrane transporter activity. The record is from RefSeq and is a predicted model, not a curated record. Lineage: Eukaryota; Metazoa; Chordata; Actinopteri; Siluriformes; Ariidae. Gene Ontology annotation, cellular component: membrane. The transcript has 15 exons.